UCAGUCAGCCAAACAUUCAGCUAUUCAAUUAGUCAGAGAGUUCGUCUGUCUUUCAGUCCGUCAGGCAGUCAGUUAGUCAGUCAUUAAUUCCAUCAAUCAACGAGUCAUUCAGUUAGUCAGUCAGCCACGCACAAACAUUGAAAUUCAAUCAAAAUUCAUCAAACGCAAUGAAGAAGCGACUACAACGCAUAACUGGCCACGCAGCUGGAACACCAAAGACGACAACACUUGCCACUUGUUUGUGCUUCCGUGUUACGACUACAGCCAAAACAACAGCAACAACAACAACAACGAGGAGGAGUAGCGGAGCAACAACAUUGAAUGCGGCACGCGUUAAAGUGUUGAGCAUCAUCAUCUUCUCGACAUUCGCUGGCUGCUCGGCCAUUGGCUAUUCCUAUUCACGAUUCGAGGGUCCGGUGGUGGGGCCAGAGCAGCUGGUUCAAGUGCCCGACGCCUAUGGCGGUGGCACGCACUCCGAUUAUGUAGCACGGCCCGAAUACAGCUUUGCUUACGGCGUCGAAGAUGGUCAGACGCGUUUGCUGCAGAAUCGCAAAGAGACGCGCAACGGCGAUGCCGUCAAAGGUGUUUACAGCGUAGUCGAUCCUGAUGGCACCCUGCGUGUGGUCAAAUACACAGCUGACGAUGCCAACGGUUUCCAGGCUGAGGUAAUCACCAAUGGCAUUGGACGUUUGCAUGGCCAUGGCAACGGCGCCGCAGCUGUCGAUGAGCAAGUGGAGCACGAGCAAUCCAACGAGGUGCAGCCACAGGCAGCGGACGAUGAGGAAUAUGACGGCGAGGAGGAAGAAGGUGAGCAGCAUGAGGAAGAGACGCCACAGCAGGGAAAAGGACAGUACAAAGUGCAUGAAGACCACGACGAAGGAGAGGGCGAAGGUGACGAAGGUGACGAAGGCGACGGAGAGGAAGGCGGUGGCGAUCAUGAGGAGUACGAGGGCAGCAGCGAGGAAGGUUACGAGGAUGCCAAACCACAGCGUGAAGAAGAAGAAUCAGACAGCAGCGAAGAAUAUUAAAGCAAAGCAAAAUUACCCCAGUGCUAAAGUGAUCUAUGUGAUAUACCAAAAAAAACAAGAACCUGUCAAUGUGGUAUAUAAAUUCUGGUAUUUUAUGGUAUUUUUUAAUGAAUAUACAUAAAGCAUGAUUUAUGUAAGCUCACAAACUACUCGCCUACUUUAUAUGAAAAUC
Messenger RNA from Drosophila nasuta, 1200 nucleotides. Its product is annotated as retrotransposon-like protein 1. Gene Ontology annotation, cellular component: extracellular matrix. The transcript has 2 exons. The coding region runs from base 168 to 1028 and encodes 286 amino acids. The record is from RefSeq and is a predicted model, not a curated record. NCBI's taxonomy places the organism in Eukaryota, Metazoa, Arthropoda, Insecta, Diptera, Drosophilidae.